Vicia faba (fava bean) is the source of this 657-nucleotide messenger RNA. NCBI's taxonomy places the organism in Eukaryota, Viridiplantae, Streptophyta, Magnoliopsida, Fabales, Fabaceae. The record is from the annotation of a GenBank genome assembly.
AUGGCGAUGAUUUUGAAGGCAUGGAACUGGUAUCAGAAAACUCUGUCAGUUCAUCCAGUGAAGACCCAAGUCACUACCUCUGGUGCUCUUUGGGCUGUUGGAGAUAUCACUGCUCAGUACAUCACUCACACUGCUGCUGCUAAAAAACAAUUAUCUCUAACUGAAGCUGAUACUAAAUUCGUGAUCGAUUGGAGACGUGUGGCUGUUACAAGUAUGUUUGGAGUUGGUUUUGUUGGACCCGUUGGACACUUCUGGUAUGAAGGAUUAGACAAAUUCAUAAACCAUAAGCUUAAGCUAAUGCCAAAGACUGCGCAAUCCGUAGCGACUAAAGUUGCAAUGGACGGCCUGAUUUUCGGUCCGAUACAUCUAUUUGUCUUCUUCACUUACAUGGGAUUAUCAGCCGGGAAGACGAUUCCUGAGGUGAAGGAAGACUUGAAGAGGAAUUAUUUCCCAGCGUUGGUGUUAGAAGGUGGUGUGUGGCCAAUUGUGCAGAUUUUCAAUUUUCGGUAUGUUCCUGUCAAGUACCAGCUUCUGUAUGUAAACUUGUUCUGUUUAUUGGAUAGUGCUUUCUUGUCAUGGUUGGAACAACAGAAGGAUGCACCUUGGAAACAAUGGUUUCAACCAUUUCAUUCUUCUAAUGGAAAAGGAUCUCAAUGA